Anthostomella pinea is the source of this 1692-nucleotide messenger RNA. Lineage: Eukaryota; Fungi; Ascomycota; Sordariomycetes; Xylariales; Xylariaceae. The record is from the annotation of a GenBank genome assembly.
AUGGCUUCACAACACCGAGCAGAGGCAAUGGCUUCACGACACCGAGCAGAAUAUGCACUUGCAAGCGGAUUCAACGACUUGACUGAACAUUACCAACGUCUUGGAAUGUGGGAGAACAGCGAAAGACUGUCACGCCAAGCCAUCGAAGAAGCUAUUGCCUCUUCAAUGAAGAGAGUCUUCAGCCAGCUAAAGGUCAUUGACGAAGCCGACUACUCCCAGGAGAACGUUCUACGUCCCUGGCUAGCUCCCAUGUCGCCGUUUCCACCGUCGACAAGCCCCUUGCAAGACUUAGAGCCCAUCAGGCUCAACGACUUAGGUAUCAGCAAGAACCACUUCCAACACGUCGCAGUCCUAAGAACGUUCACCCCGCCGGACUUUAACCGCUACCUCUGCGCCGGAGUUGAAGAUGCUGAAGGCGGAGUCGACUUUAUCGUGCUGUUCAACACGGACCCUUUCCUCACGAUCCAGCAAAUCUUGCCUCAAGGUCUUGUCGUCGCAGUAAAGGCUCCUUUCUACACUACCUUUCCUAACGGAAAGCACGGCAUCAUGGUAGAGAACCCUUCUGAUCUCAUUGAGCUUGACCUUGCAUCUCCUUUGAUGCCCCCGAAGUGGAAGCAGGAUCUCUUGUCCUCGCGUCCCAAUGCUGUUCUUUGGAAGACCCACGGAAACGGCGCUCUGGUGCAGCGUGACUUCAUGACGGCAGCUCGAUGCUAUACCAUGGGGGUCUCAAUCUGCGGUCCUGACGAAAUCGAGGUUCGCCGGCAACUCUUGCGCAAUCGUGCGUCGGCAAACUUCAAGCUCGGCCGCUUCCAGCAAUCUCGCGAUGAUGCCCUCGCCUGUUUUGUACCAGGCAACGACACAAUGAAGAGCGCAAACAUUAAAGCUUUGCAUCGAGCUGCACUGGCCUCCGUCGAGCUGCAGCAGUACAACAAGGUACAAGAAUUUAUGCAGAAGGCUUUGGCUCUGGGCGGAUCUCAGCCCGAUCAAGUAGUCACGGGAGAACUCGAGCUAAACCAGGCUCGAUUGUAUCAAACACAGACCGGAGACUAUGACUUUGAUGCCAUCGGCGAAUUUAUCCAACGGGGCAGUGCGCGAGUCGACGUGGCCAGCUUCGUGGCCAACACCGAGGUCCAGGAUCUAGAUAAUGGCAAAGGACGCAGCCUGAUCGCUACCAAGGAUAUUGCUAUAGGCAGACUCGUCUUGUGCGAGAAGGCCUUUUGCGCUUCCUUCCUCCAUGACACUCCCGAGCCGCUCCAUACCAAUUGGGUUCACAGCUCUCUUACCAAACAGGGCUUCUGCGAUGCUACUGCCCGGCUUCUCCCCAUGGGAGCCCACAGCGCCGAAGAUGUUGACGGACGAAGUGUCCUUUACAGUCUCAAAGGCCAACGCGCAAUCGAGGUCAACGGGUUCAGUUUGCCGGCUCUCACUACUGGCGACACCAACUUAAGCUUACUCCGACAACACGAAUCCGACCCUGACCUCGAAACCGACAAUGCCGGUCUCUUUCCUCAAGCCUCAAUGGUAAACCACGCCUGCAACGGAGAUACAAUCCGCAGCUUCAUGGGCGACCUGAUCCUCCUCCGCGCUACCAGGGACAUCCGGAAGGGUGAGGAGAUCACCAUGGCCUACGUCCCGCGAGAUGACAGCUAUGCUGCCUUCCAGCUAAUGGGGUGCAUGAAGCGACACUUCUAG